Molecule: messenger RNA, 1067 nt
Organism: Ceraceosorus bombacis
Lineage: Eukaryota; Fungi; Basidiomycota; Exobasidiomycetes; Ceraceosorales; Ceraceosoraceae
Source: the annotation of a GenBank genome assembly
AUGUCGGCAUCGCUUCCUCUUCUCUCUCCCCUCGUCACGCGCAUCAUUGAGCUGUCAGGCUUCCCACCUCAGCUCAAGACCAGAGACAUUCAGGCCAUCUUCGCCCAGUGGGAGGAUGAUCGCGGAGGCUUCAAGAUCAAGUGGGUAGAUGACACCACUGCUCUCGUCAUCUUUGCCGAUGCUGCCACUGGUGAGUCUGACUCUGAUGCCGAUGUCUGUUGCGGGGAGGACCACCCAAACCCAGCAUACAUGCUUGCGUUUUGAGCUCCUAGAUGGGCGCUGUAAGCUGGAGCACAGCUGGAUGUCAGUGUUUGCGCGCUGGCGCUAUUCAGUGCGGCGCCCCUCGACAUUCGUGAACACCAUCUAGUCAGGGAGCUUGAAGGCUAACUUGCAAAAUCUACUCUACCUCUUACGCAGCCAAACGCGCCUACCUGCACACUCUCAUGUCACCACCACCUUCGCUCAUGAACUCCACUGGUAUCUCGGCCAAGGUGCGCCCUUACGAUGGGGACGAUGCUUCUUCGAUCAUCGCGUCAGUUCAAAACAGGCCUAGAGGAAGAUCUAACGCAGGCGCUGUAGCCGAGCCAGCAUACGGAGGUUCUCCCUCUGCGAGUCCCGCGCAGGCAGUUGCCAGUCCGCGCUCCGCCAAUCGAGGUCUUCAGAGUCUCGGACACCGUCGCGCGGGCAGUGGAAGCAAUCCUUCUAGCUUGCCACCUAAGCCCUUGGCCGCUGCCCUGUACGAUGCAGCAAACGGGGGUCCAAGUCCCGCUCACCACCUCGCCAAUGCAGUCGCAGCCGAGGAGGAAGCUCACGGCCCUGAGGCUCUUGCUAGCAUUCAAGCCGCCGGCGGAGUCCUUCCUGGCGCCUCUAUCAACUCCAACGGAAGUAAGAGCACCAGUCCUCGCGCCGCCCCUUCCAUUCCAGGAGCACCAGCUUCUCUGCCUCCCAACCCUCUCGCUGCUGCUUCUCAGGCUCGCACCUCCCCACAAACUUCCAAACUUGGAGCGGCCGCUGACAUUGUCAGCGCAACCCCGUCUGGAAGCUCGGCUGGUCGUGUUGGCGCCUAG